Molecule: messenger RNA, 1767 nt
Organism: Aspergillus oryzae RIB40
Lineage: Eukaryota; Fungi; Ascomycota; Eurotiomycetes; Eurotiales; Aspergillaceae
Gene: rcoA
Product: putative transcriptional repressor TupA/RocA
Exons: 7
Coding region: 1-1767 (588 amino acids)
Molecular function (GO): protein binding
Source: RefSeq, a predicted model, not a curated record
AUGUAUAACACACAUCGCGGGAUGGUUCCCGCUCCCAACUCCCGUCUGACGGAGUUGCUUGAUCAACUGCGCCAGGAAUUUGAGAAUCAAUCAAGGAGCACUGGCGAGUUUGAACAUCAAUUAACCGGACAGCUUCAAGAAAUGGAAAUGAUUCGGCAGAAAGUCUACCAGCUGGAACAAGCACAAAUCAAGAUGAAGCAAGACUAUGAAGCGGAAAUUCGCGUGCUGCGUCAUGAGCUCGAGUCGCGCGGUGUUCAACCUGUCUCUUCCCAUAUUGCUGGCCCAGCACAGCACGCUGGCCCUUCUCAAGCCCCCCCGCCCGCACUGGGCCAUGGCCCCAGUAAUUUAUUUGGUGGGAUCAUGGCCAACCAAGGAGGUAGUGGUCCCGGUCUUGCCCCUCCCCCUCCCCAGGAUCAGCAGCCUCCCCAGCAUACCCUUCAACAGCCUGCUCCCGCGGCUCAGCAAGGAGCGCCGCAGCCACCGCAGAGCUCUUUUGGGGGAUAUCAGCCUGGUGCUGCUGUGAACGGCUACGCACCUCCACCUCCGCCCACCGCCUCUCCUGGACCUGGAAAGAGACCCCGUGCUCCUCCCGGACCAGCAACUCCCCAGCAAACCCAUCAACUGGCCUACCCUGAUCCUCGUGUGUCGCCUCAGUUGGCCCGGCCCACCCCACCUAGCCAAGCCCUUGUUCGUGACCGCCCAGGUAACAUGUUGGCCAACUGGAAUCCAGAUGAUUUACCUGCCUCGCAAAAGCGUGAGGGUGCUGAUUGGUACGCUGUAUUCAACCCAGAGGUACAGCGUGUGUUGGAUGUCGAGCUGGUACAUCACCUUGUUCAUGAUAGUGUGGUUUGCUGCGUGCGUUUCAGCCGGGACGGCAAAUAUCUUGCAACAGGUUGCAAUCGUUCCGCUCAAAUUUUUGAUGUCACCACCGGCCAGAAUGUGGCUACCCUUCAGGAUGAGAAUGUGGACAAAAAUGGCGAUCUUUAUAUCCGCAGCGUUUGCUUCAGUCCUGAUGGCAAGUUCCUCGCGACCGGCGCCGAGGAUAAGCAAAUUCGGGUUUGGGACAUUGCUGCUCGGACCAUCAAGCAUAUCUUCACUGGUCAUGAGCAAGAUAUUUACUCUCUUGACUUUGCUGGCAACGGCCGCUAUAUUGCUUCCGGCAGCGGAGACAAGACUGUUCGCCUAUGGGAUAUUCUGGAUGGCAAGCUUGUCUACACUCUCAGCAUCGAAGAUGGUGUGACCACCGUUGCUAUGUCCCCCGAUGGUCACUACGUCGCAGCUGGCUCCCUGGACAAGAGCGUUCGCGUCUGGGACACUACCACCGGCUAUUUAGUUGAACGGCUGGAAAGCCCUGAUGGACAUAAAGAUAGCGUUUACUCGGUCGCUUUCGCGCCAAAUGGUCGGGAUCUAGUUAGCGGCAGUCUCGAUAAGACUAUCAAGCUCUGGGAGCUUAAUGUUCCCCGUGGUGCAUUCCCUGGAACUGGGGUCAAAGGUGGUAAAUGCAUUCGGACUUUCGAGGGCCACAAGGACUUUGUGCUCAGCGUUUGCCUGACUCCAGACGGACACUGGGUUAUGAGUGGCUCUAAGGAUCGGGGUGUCCAGUUCUGGGAUCCAAUUACAGGAAAUGCGCAGAUGAUGCUACAAGGCCACAAAAAUUCUGUUAUCUCGGUGGCUCCCAGCCCGACAAACAACUUGUUCGCCACCGGUAGUGGUGACAUGCGUGCAAGAAUCUGGAGGUAUGUGCUUCUAUUCAACUCACAGCCGUAA